Molecule: messenger RNA, 2848 nt
Organism: Paramormyrops kingsleyae
Lineage: Eukaryota; Metazoa; Chordata; Actinopteri; Osteoglossiformes; Mormyridae
Source: RefSeq, a predicted model, not a curated record
UGUUCCCCCGGGGAAGCUUGAAGAGGUGGGACUCCUGGCCGGGGAAGCUGCAGAAGUCCUUUCUACUUGGGUAAAAUGCUCUAUAAAAUGUCUUAAUAAGUUUCUCCAGCUACCUGACCGUGCUGCAAGUAUAUAAAAUACUUUAGCUCUUUUAGCGACUUAACCAUGUUUCGCUGUUCUUUUGUCGGAUAAUGUUGCAUUGGGAAACUUUGCGUAUGUAGAGGCCCUGUCAACUGUGUAUUGAUUUAUCAAAACAUAAAUGUAGUUAGUCUGUUGGCUACUUAUUAGUCAUUAGUUCGCAGUAGAAUUCCGUUAAACUAAAUCGAUGGGGAAUGGGUCAGACAGUAAUGGGUCCUGACUUUCGUGGAUAGCAGAAUUCGAACUAAAAAAUAGUAUCUUAACUGGUUUAGUUCCUGUUUUCAAUGAAAGGAAAAAAAUAAGUGUGCUGUGCUUAGUAAAACUGAAAACUACGCUCGAGGGAGCUGGAGGAAGUUGACGGUGUGUUGCAGGCCGUGAGAGGAUGUGGAUAAGGAGGGAGAUUUAGUUUUAGAAAAAGGAGUACAAUGAGCUUCUCUUCUGGGACUGGAGCGGAGGUGCUGGCAGCCCCCAACGGGCUGGGCUUAUCAGGGUCGCUGAGCUCCAGUGAUGAGGAGAGCAGCCCUGAGCUGGAGCCCCCAAAGCAUGAGAGGGCAACUAGCUUGGCACCAGGAACGAUGGCAGGUUCCCCCAGUGACACAGUGGACUGUGAGAGCAGGCUCGAAGCCUGUAGAGAUGCACAAGUGGAGACAGUGGCUGUGUACAUGUGUACUGUUGUUGAGCCUGCCGAAAUGGUACAUCAGGGAAACGCACCACACAUCACCUCUGCAGAAAUGCAUGAGGCCGACCCCCCUGCAGGAACACUGCAUGCUGCAGCUGAUGACCACGAGGCCUGCCUUCAGGAGGAGGUGCUGAGUGGAGAAGCAGGGGACGAGCACCCUGCAGCCACCACUGUGGUCACUGCACCAAAGGGAAAAACUCAGCUGCCCUCUCACACAUGCCCAAAGGGGCAGGAGGGUGACCCCACGUCCCCCCAGAACCAGGAGGCCCCCAGACCCACACACGUGAUGGCGCAGGUGCAUGUGAGGCCCGGCCCAGAGCAGGAGAGGGUCGCACGCGGCAUGCAGGACAGCAAGAGCUUGGACGAGAUCAGCAGAGCUUACGGCGAGCCGUGCGGCAGGGGUGGGCAUCCUGAGGGGCGCAGGGCCACCAUCUCCAGCGCCCUGGAGCUGGAGGGCACCGUCAGCCAUGACGGGGACCUGACACAUUUCAUCGCCAGUAAUCUGGAGCACAAGAUCAAGAUGAGCCACAGACUUGAGCCGGACUCUGACUCACACUGUGCAGUGCAGAACCAGGCUCCAUCCGAGCAUGCCGCACCGUCUCGUAGCUGCCUGCGACCUCCCCCAGACAUCCCACCCAUCGACCCAAACGUACUGCUGGACCUGCAGAGGCAAACGCAGGCAGUGGCCCAGAGCUUAGACUUAAUGAUGCGUGGACUCAGUGGAACCGUCCAGAACAUGACUGCACUGAGCGUGGGCUACAUCCAGACCUACAGGGACUCUGUAGACAGCGUUGGAGAGUCUGUGGACAUGAGUAUAAAGGGCAUGUAUACUCUGAUGGCACGCUGCGAAGAGCUCGACCGGUCCAUGCAGCCCAUCCACCAGCUGGCCAAGCAGAUCCGUGACAUCAAGACCAUGCUAGAUACCCUGGAAGCACUUUGCAAGUGACCUGGCUGAGCCACGCAGCUGGUGUCUGCACUGUGUGUGUGUGUGUGUGUGUGUGUGUGUGUGUGUGUGUGUGUGUGUGUGUGUGUGUGUAAGAGAGCGUGUUGGUACUAUUUUUGUGCCUGAAUGUACAGCAGGAGCUUGGGCUCAGUUUGCAUCGGUGUUUGUUGCCGUGGAAGGGCUUAGCGCCCUUGUGCGUGCGCUGCAUUGAAAGAGCGUGAGUGAUUGGCCCAGCAGAGACUGAGAGGAGCUGUUCGUCCAAUCCCUGGUGGCCUCCAGGCACCAUGCCAGGCAUAAAUCCCUCUGACUCCCGUUCCCGCCUCCAGCACGCCCAUGUGAUGAUGAGAGACGGGUCCUUCCCACCGCAGAAAGGUGCCGCGAGCAUGACGGGUCUCCAUCAGAGAGGCAUAGCAGCUUGGAUCAGAGCUGCGAUCAUUAUGUCGGGUCAGGUCUAACCUCAGCGGCCAAAGAGUUUUUUCUGCACUCCUCUAUAACCUGUAAAUGUAUCAUAUUUGUAUAUAUGUUCCCUGUAAUUUUUAAUUUAUUAAAAUUGUUUCAGUUAUAUACUUAAAAAUAAUUUUUUAAGGAUCUCUUGUUUCUAUUUUAGGAUCAAAGUUGUGUUCCUAUUCAACUCUUUUAUUCAGGAGUAAAGCACACAGACUACUGACGACAUAACUCAAAUUUAACAAUAUAACAUAAUUGUUGGCACUGACCAUAGGGGUAGUGUAGAGGUGAGUGUCUCUACACUGGAGCUCUGGGCAGACAUACGGGAGUGGAACAUAGAUGCUUUGCUUAUAUAUCUUGGUAACGGCAAACAUUCAAAACGGUACAAUGACCUUAACCUACUGAAACGCAUGAGGGGUGGUGUGUAAUUCGGGAUGUUAGAGGUCCGAGCCUGUAUCUGGGGGGGUCAUGGGUUUGAAUCCCAUGGAUGGCAGAGUACUCAUUACUCUUUGGUGGACAAGACCCUCAGCCCCAGUUACUCUACAGGUGCUGGAUGCUGGUUGACUCUGUGCUGUGACUCCUAACCCUAACCCUGCUCUCAUCUGUAUAUUUCCCCCUGGGAUCAAUAAAGUUUAUCUUGUAUA